ACACCGGAAUCAUUCAGGCUCAUGCUGGUGCUGUUAGCAUGCUAGGUAAAUGCCUGUGUUAUGCGUAGCUAUCGUUAGCCUGUUAGCUAUGGAGUGCAAAAUCGAUGUUAGUUUAGCUCGGGGCUUGUUGUGUGGGAUGUUUGGAGGACAGAAAGAGGACAGCAGCUUUAAUAUGAAGAUCUGAUUGCAGAUAAAAGGUAACAGCAAGUUGCUUCAUCCUUUCAAAAAGAAGUCAUGGUGCUGAAGAUUUUCUUCCCGCAGUGCUGCAACACGGCCGACAGCGGCCUGCUCGUGGGGCGCUGGAUCCCCGGUCAAGACUCGGCUGUGGUGCUGGCCGUCGUUCACUACCCUUUCAUACCAGGCCAGGUGAAACGGUACUUAGCCGAACUUCAGAGCCAAAGUCAGGUGAAUCUGACCGUUCUGGGUUCAUGGAGCAAACCUAAAGGCGAUCAGGAGGAGAUCGACAGCUUCCUGAAGGACCUGAGUACCAUUUUCCCUCACUCGCGCUGGCUACAGCUCAGCCGAGAGGUCGGCAAGAGAGGCUUCGCCUGUCGGGUGGUGCACAAAAACGGGCAAGUGCCACCAGCUGAUAGCGAAGAAGACAAGACCAUAUUUAUUCAUUAUGAUCAGAGGAAGGUCAUGCUGUCCCAGCUCCAUCCUAUAAAUGAGAAAGGUGCUGAGGCGGACUCUUCAGAGCUGCGAUUGGUUUUUCAGACGGUUUCCCAGAGCCAGGCCCUGUUCCUCCUCGACAAAUACGACGACGGGCCUCUCAAGCUGACUCACUGGCAGUCCGAGGGCAGAGAAGCGAGCAUCAUCGUCGAGCUACUUAAGCAAGGAUCUGUGCCGCUGUGCAUGCUUCUCACCUGGCUGGUGUCAUGGUGGACGUGGCUGUGUAGCUUCAGGAUACUGAAUAUCUGGCCGGUGCAGUUCAUUUCAAGCAAACUGUCCACCUGUGUUCAGACGGGAUACAGGACGGAUCAUUUUCAGACUGUCUUCACAACCAGGAAAGCCACGACACACGUGGAGUUCAUGAGGAAGGCGAACAUUUUUGUGUCCUUCCUGGUAGACCUGGCGCUUGGACUGCUGCUUAUCUCCUGGCUCUACAGAGAGAACCGUAUCAGCCAGUUAGCCAACACACUGGUUCCGGCGGCUGAUCAUGUGGCUCAGGAGCUGCAGAAGCUGUUGGAGUGGCUCAUGGGCGCCCCGGCUGGCCUAAAAAUGAACAAGGCUCUUGACGAAGUGCUGGGAAAGUUCUUCCUCUAUCACAUCCAUCUGUGGAUUAGUUACAUCCGACUGAUGUCUCCCUUUAUCGAGAUGAUCCUGUGGUAUGUUGGACUCUCUGCCUGCCUGGGUUUGACCUUUGCUCUGUCAGUGUUGUCAGACAUUGUGGCGCUGCUGACCUUCCACAUCUACUGCUUUUAUGUGUACGGUGCCAGACUCUACUGUCUGAAGAUCUACGGCCUGUCGUCUCUUUGGAGGCUUUUCCGUGGUAAGAAAUGGAACGUCCUGAGGCAGCGCGUGGACUCCUGCUCAUACGAUCUGGACCAGCUGUUCAUUGGUACUCUGCUGUUCACCGUGCUGUUGUUCUUGCUCCCCACCACUGCCCUUUAUUACCUGGUAUUUACUCUGCUGCGGUUGGUGGUGGUGAUGUUCCAGGGCCUGGUCCAUCUCAGCGUGGACUUUAUUAACUCCUUACCUCUGUUUGCCAUGGGGCUGCGCAUCUGCAGGCCCUACAGACUGGCUGAGGGAGUAAAAUUCCGGGUGCUGCACGAAGAGCCUGGCACUCCGCUUCACUUGCUGAUGGAGAUCAACCCUCUGAAGUGCAGCUCAGUGCUACGAUGCUACCGAACCCCGACCUACAGCUGCUACCCCAGAGACUCAUGGCUCGGCUUGUGUAAGAAGCUUUUCGUAGGGGAGAUUAUUUAUCCCUGGAGGCAUAAAAGCACCAAGACUGACUAAAACCUACAGCCAAGAUCCAUCAAGACUGCAGCCCUUCAUUCACUACAUUCAGAUACAGUAUGGGAUGUGUUGUGCUCGGGACGAAUCGCUCGGGAAGGCCUUUAUAAUUUGUUGUGUGUGCUUUGUGCUGAAGUGUUUUGUAUUGGGUAAGGGACAGAGAUUGAGUUUAAGAAAUGAGAAAUUCUUACUAUGUUGUUGUUGAAGUAUUUCUAACUCAAGGUGUUUUAGUUGAAGUCUUAAUCUUAUAGGAGAAAGAGAUAAUGUAACAUUAAAGCUAGAAACGUAAACCAUACUAAUAUUAUUUUAAUUAUUGCCUGUUUAAUUAAUACUGCUGAUUGAUUGAAAGUAGAUUUCAGGUGGAACGGUGUAGUACCGUUGUACAUUUUCUAAGUGUAAAUGUGCCAAUUUUCUUGAUAAAUUCUCAGUAUUGAUGGUCAACAUUUCCUUCAGUUUAUUUUCUCCAGGGUUUGACCACUUUAUCAUUCACUCGUCCACUUGGGUCUUUUUUAGGCUUAGCCAGUAAGAGUCAGUGCGCUCUGAGUGCCAGUCCCAAGCCCGGAUUCAUUAAGGAGGGCUGCAUUACAAGGGGCAUCUGGCUUUUAAAUGUACCAAAUCAUAUAUGCGGACCAGAACGAUCUGCUUUGGCAACUCCUAUGAAUACUAAAGAAGCUGAAAGAAAAAAAGUAGAACUAAUCGUACUUUUGGCCAACCUUGAGCUGGCUUUGCCUGCGUUUCUGUGGCACAGUGUUAUUAGGACUUUAUGAUGUUGAUUUUGAUAACAAUACUAGUAUUAAAAAAAAAAAAAAGCCUUCAAAAUGUAUAAAAUCUAAUUUAAAAUGCCUAUAAAGCAGCAAAUAAAACAUACAUGAUCUGAAUUUUUGUUUUAAGAUGAAAUGAUUUUCUAAUGAUUUUUAUUAAUAAAUAAAACUACUGAUUUGACUGA
Messenger RNA from Trichomycterus rosablanca, 2902 nucleotides. RefSeq names its product phosphatidylinositol glycan anchor biosynthesis, class Q (gene pigq). Gene Ontology annotation, cellular component: membrane; endoplasmic reticulum. NCBI's taxonomy places the organism in Eukaryota, Metazoa, Chordata, Actinopteri, Siluriformes, Trichomycteridae. Gene Ontology annotation, biological process: GPI anchor biosynthetic process. The record is from RefSeq and is a predicted model, not a curated record. The transcript has 11 exons. The coding region runs from base 235 to 1959 and encodes 574 amino acids.